UUUGCUAAACCUUUGUCAAGUUUAAUACCAGCAGGGGCACGGACCCCACUACACUUUUCAGUAAUUUCAAUUUUACACUGAAAUUAUAGAAGUCAUGACAAAUUGUAUUCCAAAAAUUAAUGUUUCUCUAAAAAGGUUCUCUUAACUUAAUGGUUUUAAAAAAUGACACAUUAUCUAAACAUAUAUUCUAGUAAAUUUUAUGUUUUAAGUUCAUUUUUUUAUCAUUUGUUGUAUGUUUGAUGUUGGACCCUUAUUAUGUAAUUGAUUGUUAUUCUUUCAUUGUUUUAAAGGUAUUGUUGCAGAUAUCUUUGAUUGAUUGUAUCCAGCUUAAAUCAUCUCCCAAAAAAGUAGCUGCAUCUUGUGAUGUCACAUUUUACAUGCUUGUUGAUCCUGAAAGUGCAGUGCAUGUGUUUUCUUUAAAUUUUAUUUGCUUGAUUAUUGCUAUGUCAAUUUCGCUCGUUAUAAUUGAUUUUUGUGAUUUCUCAGUUGGAUGUUGCUUGUGGAGAGCAUGGAGCUGCAAAAGGAAUGAUUCCGGGAAAAGGGUAUUAUUUCCUUGUCUUUCUUUAUAAUAUUGUCAGAACUCUUAGACAACAUACUGUAUCAAUUUGUUUUUAUUAGGCUGCCAGUUUACUGUCUAACUACUGGUGCGAAAGUAGUUACUUAGAAAAACCUGGCACCUUCUGUUUGUUCACUAAAGUCGGAUAGGCCUAAUUUGAGGCUUGGAUGAAGUAAUAUAGAGAAUUGAUCCUGCCGAAGGGUUCGCCGCGUUCACAGUUGCAAUAAGCAAAGAAGAAGACAAUUUGACACAUGGAUAGGCCGUUCUCCCAUUUAUUUCCCUCAAAGGGCGUGUUCGGUUAUUCUUGGUAUGUAGAUAUUUCCACAGUUGAUGGUUCCUCUUCUAAAUUUAUUGGCAGACAGAUCAAAGCGACAAGGGCACUUUUUCUGCAGGUGAAUCGGUACGAUAUUUCUGUUCUAGCUAUCCAAUUAUGCUUCUAUAGUGCCAAAUUGUUGUACAUUGACUUCUCCUGCAGGCACCAGUUUCAAAGCUCCAAAAAGCUGGCCAUCUUCAAAGCUGGCAGAAGAUGGCCAGCUGAUACUUCUGACCGCAGUGCACUUAUGCAAAUGCAAGUCUUCUAUGCAUCUUGUGAUAAAACUCUGUUUGAUACGGUGGCUCCACUCUUAAAUAUAGCAGGGAAGUCAAGGUAUUUCCUCGGGGACUUGGGGAAUGGAGCUGCAAUGAAACACUUGUUGUCAACGUGA
Molecule: messenger RNA, 1260 nt
Organism: Rhododendron vialii
Lineage: Eukaryota; Viridiplantae; Streptophyta; Magnoliopsida; Ericales; Ericaceae
Product: glyoxylate/succinic semialdehyde reductase 2, chloroplastic-like
Exons: 5
Coding region: 808-1260 (150 amino acids)
Source: RefSeq, a predicted model, not a curated record